This is a messenger RNA of Aquila chrysaetos chrysaetos, 4851 nucleotides long. Its product is annotated as deubiquitinase DESI2-like. The record is from RefSeq and is a predicted model, not a curated record. NCBI's taxonomy places the organism in Eukaryota, Metazoa, Chordata, Aves, Accipitriformes, Accipitridae. Gene Ontology annotation, molecular function: deubiquitinase activity. Bases 1385 to 1975 code for a protein of 196 amino acids. Gene Ontology annotation, biological process: protein deubiquitination. The transcript is spliced from 5 exons.
UACCGCAGUGGAUUUUAUAAUUGACUCUCGCAUCCAGGUCAGCGGGGAGCGUUUGCUGGCAAGACAUUGCAGAGCUGCCCGGGCCUAACACGAGUGUAAAGUAGUUCCAGGACGGAAGAAACUCCAGACCCUGCCGCGGCCAGAAGUGAAACUACUCGCCCUGCCCAGUCGCUCGGUCCCUUCCCCGCCCUCCCACCGUGUGCCGUGCAGAGAUGCAUCCAGCCAGUAGAGGACGGGGUAGGUCCCCCCGGCUGUCAGUCAGCAGGGGCUGCCCGGCUCGGGACGAGCUGAUCCCGAAAUAAGGACCGACCCUGGCGGAGAGCAGAGCGCGCAUAGCUGGGGGUGCCCAGCCCCGGCCCCGCACCGUGCCUGGAAGCUUCGUCCGCCCGGCAUCUUCCUCCCUCCAGCCCCGGCGCCGGGUAACCCCGCGCUAUCUCCCGCGGAGAACUGCCCGCUAACUUCGGCGCCGGCGCCAGGUCUGCCUGCGCGGCUGCGGGCAGGAUGGGGGUUGCAGCAUCCCCCCUCUGCCCCGGGGGCAGCCAGCCCCUUCCUCCUCCUCCUCCCACCGCCGAGCCCCGCGCCGGAGCCCCUCUGGCGCAGCCUCUUCGCGAUGUCCUGCCAGGGGCGGCGAGCCCUCCCCGGAGCGCCUGAGAGCGGGCCGAGCCUCAGCACCGCGGACAGCUCCCGGCUCCCGGCGGGCCGCGCUUCAGCACCGCGGACAGCUGCCGGCUGCCGGCGCGCCGAGCCCCAGCGCCGCGGGCAGCUGCCGGCGGGCCAGGGCGCGGGGCGCCGCCGGGCUCUGCCCGCGGAGGGGCCAUCGGGGCCCGGCUCCGGCCCGGCUCCGUGCCUCGGUGCCCCGGUUUAUUGCGUAUUGCUGGCAGCCCUCCGCUGUAGCAGCACGCCGCUCUGCCGAGAAGGUCGCCGAGAGAUCCGCGCGCACGCACACGCUACCGCUCGCCUCUCUGGCGGGGCCAGAAGAGGGCUUAUCUUUGGGCUCGGAGUCCGUUUGUCUUCUGUGGAUCGGGAUUUACGAGCUUGGACGGCGCCUGGUUACGGUGGUGUAUGAGUCUACAGACCCCGAGGUGCGCUACAGAGUUAGAAAGAAACCUCGGAUCUGUCGCGCUGUGGAGGGGUAAAAUAAACCCUAUACAACCAGCAAACCCAGCCCAAGCCUUCCUGCCUCCCUGCAACCAACUUUACCCCCCCCCCCCCCCCAACGGCGAGAAUUCUCUCCUUUCCUCCUCCCUCCACGCUCCUUCCUUUGGAGACUGUAGCAUGAGGCAUUUCCUUCUAUCUGGCUCAGGGUAAAAGCAUACCCUGGGGGCAGCAACACACAUCUGGCAGGGACUGAAAGGUUUUAAUCCAGCCUCUACUGCAAUCAACAAUGGCAAAUGAACCGGUGAUUCUGAAUGUUUAUGACAUGUACUGGAUAAAUGAAUACACCUCCACCUUGGGGAUUGGUGUCUUCCACUCUGGCAUUGAGAUCUACGGCAGAGAGUUUGCCUAUGGAGGGCAUCCCUACCCUUUCAGUGGGAUUUUCGAGAUCACACCUGGCAGUGCGGUAGAACUUGGCGAGACCUUUAAAUUCAAAGAAUCCAUUGCCUUGGGCACCACAGACUUCACAGAAGAAGAUGUGGAUAAGAUUAUGGAAGAGCUGGGCAAGGAGUACAAAGGAAACGCGUACCACCUGAUGCACAAGAACUGUAAUCACUUCUCUGCUGCUUUGGCUGAGAUACUAUGUGGGAAAGAGAUCCCCCGCUGGGUGAACCGCCUGGCCUACUUCAGCUCGUGCAUCCCCUUCCUCCAGAGCUGUCUCCCCAAGGAGUGGCUGACCCCAGCAGCCCUGCAGAGCCACAUCAGCCUCGGCCUCCACAAGGAGGAGCAGGGGGACACAACGGAUGAGGAGUCCCCCUCCACCUCCGCAGCCCCCUCAGCCUCAGGCACAUCGCGAACCUGUAGACAUACCCGGGUCUAAACUGUGCCCAGCAUGCCCUCAAAUAACAUCCCCCUCUCUCUUGUACGAUUUAUUUCUCACACCCUUUCACACACCUUGGUUUCUCUCUUCUUCAGCGGACAACACAGGGGAGGGAAGACCAUUUUUACUAAGGAGGUGAAGCUUCAGUCCCUUUUCCAAGGGCUGCCACUACAGUUGUUCAGCAAAAUGACCGUGAACCCCAACGCUGAGCUGAGGAGUGUGGCGACUAAACUGGAUUCUCCUCCCAGGGCCCCCAUGCUCCUUGAUCCAUGGAGAACUGCUGGCUCUCUCGGGCAUGAGAGCAUAUGUACGGGCAGGGGGGCUCCAUACUGUGAUGUUCCUUCUCUGGAACUGUUUUAUCUUUUUAUCUCUUCCCCCACCCAUGUGAGCCCAGCAGCCUCCUCUCUAUUUUGGCUGGGUUUGCCAUUCCCCUGUGACAAAUCUCCUGCCCACACCCAGUGAAGGAAGCAGAGCCAGAACUCAACCUUCUCAUCUCUUAGACCAGCAACAAGCUCCACUCAGCCCCAUCCCUUUUGUAAUUAUCAGGUUUCUAACUCAUGUGAAGGACAAAUGAAAGGUGCUGCUGUUCUACAACCGCCAGUUUUCAGUACUCAAAUUUAAGAGCUCAAAUGACUGUCCUGCUCUUGAAAAUAAUAACAAAGAACCUAGAAAAUGAAUGUGUUACCGUGGCUUUUCUUUGGGAUCAAAAAGAGGAUGGGGCUAGUGCUUAGAGGCAGCUACUAAGUAGGUGCAGAGAUGACUGUUGACCGUAUUGGUGCUUUUUGGCACAGACCCUUCUCAGUCCCCCUAAUUGUAGGCAGCGUUCCUGGGUUUCCUUUUUCCCCCCAGAUUCCCCGAGGAAUCUCUCUCCUAGGUGACAUUUGCUGGCUGUUUUUGGGAGAAUGGUCCUUUUGAGCACAAGGAGGAGGGGAGAGAAUCUGUUGGGAAAGUCAGUAUUUCCUUCAGCUUUUCCUCAUGUACUCACAGACCUAAAACGUGGCUCCAGAGUCACCCGCCCCAGCCUAUUUUUGAGCCAACCCAAGAAGGUAAAAAAUAAGUGAUGAACCCAAAGAAUGUCAACAUGUUUCCUCCUCCUCCCUUUUUGGAGGUGGAGGGGGAAACUUAGGGCCACAUCUGGAAAGCAUGGAUGACCCUUCCAAUGCAUGGGCCACCAUGGUGCCUUCCGUUGUGCGCACUAUUUCAGUGGCAUGAAAAAUGGGCAUAGCUGGCUCGCUGGCCUCUCCAGGCUGGGUCUUGACAAAAAUCUGGUUCUUGGAUGUAUUUAUGCUCAUUCUGACAGCUGAUGAGAAAGCAGAGGAGGAGGAAAGGACAAGUACACCAACUCUUCCACUCAAUUACCUCACUAGGAGUUCUAGUCAGAAGAGGUAGGAGAGAAUUAAAGGGAAAAUCCAGGCCCCCUCUCUUCCUUGCGACUCCUCUUGGCUACACAAAGGAGGAUGAAAACGGAACAGACACAGUGUUGAGAAGGGGUUGCCAUUUUAGAAAUGCAGUUCUCAAGCAGCUACCACCAAGUCGGGACUUCCACCCUCCACCCACAAAGAACUACAAGCAGCCCUUAAGAUGGCUGGUAGUUUCCUUUUAUUGGUCGCAAUAGCAUGCUAAGUCCAACCAGCUGUUUCUUUAGCUCAGGUAUACAGAAGCGUGUGCAUUCAGGGCUGAAGGUCUUGGCUAUGAUGUACAUCAUGUCUGCACAGACAGCGCUUAAUGGUUUGUUACAUGUGCACGCUCUUAGUGAAGCAGGAGCCUUUGGAGAGAUCUAUUGGAUGGAAAUAAAACUCAAAGGAUGGCCUCAUUCCACCGCCUCCUGAAGUGAUGCAUGUUUGGGCAACAAAACCUUUACAAAACGCCUCUCAUUUUCAUCCUCUGAACAAAUUGCUGCAAGUUCUGUACUGAACUAAAGUCACGUUCCUUAUUAACCUUGGCCACUCACAGCCAAUACUGCAUUGUGAGCAAUUCUGCAGCUCCUGGUAUCCAGUCCAGCACCGAUCUUGAUUACCCUGUCUUGUCCAGGGAUGUUUAAUAAGAUUUCCAUCCUGUUCUCCAUCCCACUGCCCAGAAACCACGUUACACAAUGUACUGUUGCACUCCCUAUUCCCCUGCAGUCAUGGUCAUUGCAGCCUAAACCAGCAGCGCAAGCUUCAUUUGCCUGAAGUUCCCAGGGCGCCUGCCAAUAGCCAGCAGCACGUUAUGUGCAGUGAAUUUUAAAAUCUCUUUUUAAGUCCUUCUCUGGAGGAAAGUGAGAAGAGGCUUUCUCAGAGCUUUUGUCUAGGCCAGGGAAACUGCAGUCAGAAACACCUAGUUCCUGAUGUGACAAAAGCCAGCCAGCCAUCAGCCUUGUGUUUCCGCUCUGCACCUGAACUCCAGAUAAAGCACCAUGUAUACAUCUAGGAGAGAACUAGGGCUCCAGAGGCACGUUUCACAUGGAAAAACCCUCUCACAGUAUUUCACAAAGUAAAAAAUGCUUAACUGGCUGUAUGGUAACCCGGACAAGAAAGCUACAUUCAGCCUCCUUGAGGAUAUGAAUAUGUGCUUGAAGUAUUGUGAAUAACACUUGGGGCAAGCUGUCAAUGUCACAAAAACCAGAUGUUUGUUUAUCUACUUUUAUGUUUGUCCAUCUAUUUAUGACAGUAUGGGUCACAUCAAGAAAGCAUCAAACCUCUGUUGUAAAUCAAAACCAGAAUAUAUUCCAAUCUUCAAAAGCGUUUCUCCCCACCCCUCUCUGUUCAAGGCAACCAACCAAUAAUGACAAGAACAAAGGGACACUGUGGAAAUAAAAUAUAUAUUGAUGAUAGCUUUACCUAUGUAAUUGAACAGCAUUUUAGAUUAUUAAACACAAAGACAUUUUAAAAGUCUAA